GUUCUAAGGUUCUGACAGUUCUGUGAAUAAGUCCCGUUUUUACAAAAGAAAGCCAACUGUUUGUGUUAUUUGUUAUCAAGAGUGAAAUAACAUAAAAAUGUCUAAACCUACUGGUUAUGAUUCCCAUAGCGAAGGACCUGGUUUUGUUGGUAUAAGAUUUUGUCAAGAAUGCAAUAACAUGUUAUAUCCCAGAGAAGAUAAAGAACACAAGAUUUUAUUAUAUGCAUGUAGGAAUUGCGAUUACCGACAAAAUGCUGAUUCAAAAUGCAUUUAUGUCAACAAAAUUAUGCACGAGAUAGAUGAAUUGACACAUAUUGUGGCGGAUGUUAUUUCUGAUCCAACUUUGCCCAGGACAGAGGAACAUCAUUGUCCAGAAUGUAAUCAUAGGGAAGCUGUUUUCUUCCAGGCUCAAACAAGAAGAGCUGAAGAAGAAAUGAGGUUAUAUUAUGUUUGUACAAAUCCUCACUGUGCGCAUAGAUGGACCGAGUAAUAUGAUGAAUUCAAUAAUUGUAACAUUUGCUAUGAUAAUUUUAUGAAAUAAAUAUUAAGUUUUUUCUCAGAUUUUAAUAAA
This is a messenger RNA of Harmonia axyridis, 571 nucleotides long. RefSeq names its product DNA-directed RNA polymerase II subunit RPB9 (gene RpII15). Gene Ontology annotation, molecular function: nucleic acid binding; DNA-directed RNA polymerase activity; zinc ion binding. Gene Ontology annotation, cellular component: RNA polymerase II, core complex. The transcript has 4 exons. The record is from RefSeq and is a predicted model, not a curated record. Gene Ontology annotation, biological process: transcription-coupled nucleotide-excision repair; transcription initiation at RNA polymerase II promoter; DNA-templated transcription. Bases 98 to 490 code for a protein of 130 amino acids. NCBI's taxonomy places the organism in Eukaryota, Metazoa, Arthropoda, Insecta, Coleoptera, Coccinellidae.